This is a messenger RNA of Chenopodium quinoa (quinoa), 2425 nucleotides long. RefSeq lists its product as uncharacterized. The transcript has a single exon. Lineage: Eukaryota; Viridiplantae; Streptophyta; Magnoliopsida; Caryophyllales; Amaranthaceae. The record is from RefSeq and is a predicted model, not a curated record. The coding region runs from base 918 to 2171 and encodes 417 amino acids.
UCUUGGUGAGUGAAUUGGACCAUUUGCUUGCCUUGCAGCUCAGGAAAGUGUAGUAACUUUGUGAAUUGUGGAUGGAGAUGUAAUCAAAACCCUAGUAAAGGUCAAUAAGUGGGACAUCCCCAUUUACAUUUCAGUGGAGGAAGGCCUCAUCACUUAUGAAGUGGAAGCUGCAUUGUCAAGCAAAGCAAAGGUCUUUCUCUCUCUCUUCCUCUACUUUAAAUAUCUCUAUUUAUGUUAGUUUUUGUUUUAUUUAUUUUUUUUUAAUUUUUUUUUUUUAAUAUAUACGAAGUAUAGUACAAAUAACAUACCCUCUCAUAUAACCAUUUCAAUGAACGGUAUUUAUAUUCCUGAUAUGUAUAGGUUAUUUAGGAUUAUUCAUACAAGUAUAAGAUAGGAGUUAAUUUGGAACGAAAAACUGUUAAAUUUGGAUUUUUUUGUGCAUCUUUGAAUUAGAAACAGAGCUAUUUUGAUAAUAACACUAAAAAAGAUGGGAAAAAGAAUAUAGGUCUAUAAAAAGGAAGGUGAAAAGAGAAGAGUGACACUAUAUUCCUAUAACAUCAUUAUCUACAUUCAUUUUCUCCCAUUCUACCUACUACUUUCACCCACCUCAACUUGCUCAAAUUCCUUCCAUUCCAAUGUAUCCUAAUUGUUGUAUGUCUUUUUCUACUGAUUUUUUUUCUGCUUUGUCUUGAGUUUACUUGAAGUUGUUAUGUUCUUCAUACUUUAAGAAUCACUAACUGUCUUAGAAGACUUAAAUACACUAUUUUUCUAGCUUCUUCAUCAACAACUAUUUAGAAAACUAUACAUCACCUUUCUCUAUAAAUAGAUGACUUUUCUUUUACAAUUCUUCCCUUUCUAGUCUUUUCAUUUGUUAUCCUAUCUAUACAUAUUUGACCAUUAUUCAUGCUCUUUUCUUCAUGGAGUCCUUGAAUCAAUCAUCCAGAUUCUGUUACCAUUCUGAUGAUCCUGAAAACGGAGUCGAAUUCUCAGGGAAACUAGAAAUCUUUAUACAUCAUGCUAGGAACAUACACAACAUAUGCAUCUAUGACAACCAAGAUGUUUAUUCUAAAUUCUCCCUUACCUACAACCCGGAUGAAAUGGUUUCGACUCGGGUUGUCGUAGGAGGAGGUAAGAACCCUGAAUUUGAAGAGAAGUUGGAGUUGAAUGUGAAGCAAAUAGAUGCUGUUCUCAAAUGUGAGAUAUGGAUGCUAAGUAGAGCUAGAAACUUGCUUGAAGAUCAGCUUUUGGGGUUUGCUUUAGUCCCAAUUCCUCAGAUUGUUAGCCAAGGAGGUAAAAUAAGCUGUCAAAAUUUCAGUCUUUCUUCUACUGAUCUUUUUCACUCACCUGCUGGAACUGUUCAAUUGAGUCUUUCACUUUCAACAAACUUAUCCUCUGUUUCACCUCUGAAUUCCUCUGCAAACAACCCGUUUCGCAAUUUCUCAGGGAAUUCAUCUAUUUCUUCUGAAGUAGUUUUGCUUGAUCCAAAUGAUUAUUCAAGAGUUGAAUUCCCUGAUAUUAAUGCAGCAACAGAAGAUCAAGUGAUGAUCUCUGAGUUUUUUAAUUCCAAUACCUGUUCUUUAGGCUCAUUUCUUCAUCUAGGCUCGGCUUUAAAAGCCGAGUAUGAUUAUGAAAUGGCAGGAAAUUCUUCAGAAGAGACUGAGAAUGAGAACGAGAAUUCUCGGAAUGAGAGUAAUCGAAAUUCCGGGAUUCUAAGCUCCACAACAAGUCUAAGUGAUGACCGAAACACGGCUGAUUCAAAUUCAGCCAGUGAUCAACAAACACCAACACCAACACAACCCGAAACAGGGGAGAGCCAGAGUAAGGUAGAUGGUGAUCAAAGAGAGAAAACCAAUGAAAUUGAAGAUUGUACAGGUGAAAGUUCAGGUUAUGGGAAUACAAGUCGGGUUUUUCCGAAUCGAGUAAGGAAUGCAGGCCUUGAGGUGGAGCAAGCAGCAAUGCAGCAGCAAAUUGUGGAUAUGUAUAUGAAGAGCAUGCAGCAAUUUACUGAGUCCUUAGCAAAUAUGAAGCUCCCCAUGGAACUCGAUUCGAGCACGGAUAGUAAAACACCCGGGAAUGUGAUUCGGAUUAUGGAAAGAAACAAUGAUUUGGAUGUUGAGAACAAGAAGAAGGAUGGUUCAAGAGUGUUCUAUGGUAGCCGGGCUUUUUUUUGAAAUGGCAUAAAGUUCUUCAAUAUUUCGUAAAUGGUUUAAGGUAACAAGAUUAGUGUUUAAAAGAUACUCUAAUCUAGUUAAAAAUGGAGUUUGUGUUUGUUGCUAUAAGUUAGUGAGAUGGUUUACGAGCACUUCUAUUCCUCGAUGUAAAAACAAAAAAAGGUUAUGCUCGGAUUCACUCUAAAACAAAUGCAUAUAUGUAAUCGUAAUGUUUUGGUCCAAGCUUAACUCACGUACAACGUGACCUUUUUAAA